Messenger RNA from Linum tenue, 1751 nucleotides. The record is from the annotation of a GenBank genome assembly. Lineage: Eukaryota; Viridiplantae; Streptophyta; Magnoliopsida; Malpighiales; Linaceae.
GACGUCGGCGACGAUGAAGAAAAGAAACGAGAGAAGCGGAGAUGGAUAUUCAGGAAACCCACCAGCCAAGAAGCUGCUGCACCAAUCCAACAAAAGCCCACACCUCCACCCGCCGACCAGUCGUCAGCAGCAGCAGCUGAGCAGAGGCAUGCCAUCGCGGUGGCCGUAGCAACCGCAGCAGCUGCAGAAGCCGCCGUGGCCACCGCUCAGGCUGCUGUGGAGGUCGCCAGGCUUGCUAGGCCUAACUACCACGCCAGGGAGCACUAUGCUGCCAUUGUCAUUCAAACCUCCUUUAGAGGAUAUCUGGCGAGGAGGGCAUUGAGAGCGCUGAAGGGGCUGGUGAAGUUGCAGGCACUCGUCAGGGGACACAACGUGAGGAAGCAAGCCAAGAUGACAUUGAGAUGCAUGCAAGCUCUGGUUCGAGUCCAAAGUCGAAUCCUCGAUCAAAGGAUGCGCCUUUCCCACGAAGGCAGCCGGAAAUCCACCUUCAGCGACACCACUAGCAUUAUCGAAUCAAGAUACUUGCAAGACCUCUCUGACCGGAAAUCCAUGCAGUCCAGAGAAGGAAGCAGCAGCAUUGCCGCUGACGAUUGGGAUGAGCGGCCGCACACCAUUGAAGAAGUGAAGGCAAUGCUUCAGCAGAGGAAAGAUGCUGCCUUGAAUCGCCAGAGGAACCUGUCUCAACAGGCGAAGAUAUGGAGGAAUAGUGGCAGGAGUCCAUCAGUAGGAAGCGAAGCAGAGCUCCAAGACAACAGACCACCGCAACAAUGGCUGGAUCGAUGGAUGGCAGCCAAGCCAUGGGAUAGCAGUAGAGCCAGAGCAUCAACUGACCAUAGAGAUCCAAUCAAGACCGUAGAAAUGGACACGUCAUCGCAGCCGUACACUUACCUGGCAUCAUCCAAUAACAGCAGGAGACCGUCGAACCAAACCCACCAAAGACCCAGCUCUCCGGCGCGUCACAGAUCCAAAGAAAUGCCGCCGUUUCACCAUCAGAGUCCCAUCGCGGUCACGCCUUCUCCGUCGCGGACCAGGCCGGUCCAGGUCCGGUCGGCGAGCCCCAGAUCGUCGUGCUUCAGAGAAGAUUACAGAUCGAAUUCGUCACAGACUCCCAGCCUCAGAUCCAAUUACCGCUACACCGGCAAUUUGUCGAACCAUCAACACGGAUUGACAAGGAGCUCGAAUUCCUCUGCCGCUUCCUCCGCCGUCGGCUCGCUGCCGAAUUACAUGGCGGCAACGGAAUCAGCGAGGGCAAGGAGCGCGCCGAGGCAGAGACCUUCGACGCCGGAGCGGGACGGAGGGAACAGAGGACCCGGAGCUGGCGGGUGUGCGAAGAAGCGGCUGUCGUUCCCGGUCCCGGAUCCACACUUGACUUCCGGACUGGGCCAGUACCCGUUGAGAAGCCCGAGCUUCAAGAGCGUGAGUAGCAGCGCGUAUUACGGCGGGUUGGAGCAGCAGUCGAACUACUCGUCUUGCUAUACGGAGAGCGUGAUUGGGUGCGGCGGCGGAGGUGGAGGUGGCGGUGGCGAGGUUUCCCCUUCUUCCACAGGCGAUCGCAGGCGGUGGUUAGGGUGACGUAUUAGAUCGAAGCUGGGUCGGGUCAUGGAUAACCCGUUGGUGAAUUAACACGUUAUUUUUAUUACGAUUAUUGUUUGGGAACAUCACUUGUAGUUAGCAAUUAGCAUGUAACCUUAAUGGUGUGGAUUUAAUUUUGCUAAAAUGCUGACUUCAUAAGCAUUAUUCGAUGAUUGUGC